CAAGGUUUAAAAAAGGCUCAAUCGACUUGUUGAUCAUCCAGAUGCUGGAGGGUUUAUGACAGAUUUGAAGUGAUCCUUACAGUGGGAACCAUGUCUUCUUUCACCAAUACUGAUGUGUUUGUGGUUGAUUUCGGCGAUGACACGAACACUUCAGACGAAUUUGGUUCAGGAUACAAUGACUUCGUGGAGCCCUGUGACCUAGCCCUGAGCAACAACCUGAAGAAGUUCUUCCUGCCGACAGUGUAUGGACUCAUCUUCCUCAUGGGCAUUGUUGGCAAUGGACUGGUGGUCGUUGUGAUGGGCUUCCAGAGGAAGUCCAGAACCAUGACGGACAAAUACAGGCUGCACCUCUCGAUUGCUGAUCUGCUGUUUGUGCUCACGCUGCCCUUCUGGGCUGUCGAUGCUGCCAGCAGCUGGUACUUCGGUGGUUUUCUCUGCACUGCAGUCCACGUCAUCUACACCGUCAACCUGUACAGCAGCGUCCUUAUUCUGGCGUUCAUUAGCCUGGACCGGUACCUGGCCGUCGUACGAGCAACUAACAGCCAGGGUCCACGAAAACUGCUGGCAGAGAAGGUCAUAUAUGUUGGCGUCUGGCUGCCCGCAGCCCUCCUCACUGUGCCCGAUUUGGUUUUCGCCAAAGUCCAUAAUGCGGGCUCCAGAGUGAACUGUCAGCGGAUUUACCCGGGAAACUCCCUCAUCUGGAUGACCGUUUUCCGGUUUCAGCACGUCUUUGUGGGAUUGGUGCUUCCGGGCCUGAUCAUUCUGACCUGCUACUGCAUCAUCAUCUCCAGGCUCUCCCAAGGCUCUAAGGUCCAACAGAAGCGCAAAGCGCUGAAAACCACCGUCAUCCUCAUCCUCACGUUCUUCAGCUGCUGGCUGCCUUACUGCAUCGCCAUCUUCGUGGACACCUUGAUGAUGCUCGACGUGAUCCAGCACAGCUGCAUUUUGGAGCAAGCGCUGGAGAAGUGGAUUUUGAUCACGGAGGCGCUGGCCUACUUCCACUGCUGCCUGAAUCCGAUCCUGUAUGCUUUCCUGGGGGUGAAGUUCAAGAAGUCUGCCAGGACUGCGCUCUCGGUCAGCAGAGGCUCAAGCUUGAAGAUCCUGUCCAAGAGCAAAAGAGGAGGACUUUCAUCAGUUUCCACUGAGUCAGAGUCUUCAAGUUUCCAAUCAAGCUAACAAAGACACUGUUACUUUUCAAGAGACUUCAGUUUAAAUAAGGGACUUUUACUACAUUUUGUUAUUUGCUAUUCUGUACAGUUUUUUUCUUGUUUGUUUUUUUAGAACAUUGCUAUUUAAGUGUGUUAUAUUCUUAUUAUUUGUUAAGUAAGAUACCUUGUCCAGGCAGAGCCUGGAGCACAUUAAUUGGCCAGGUGUCAGUAAAUGCUAAUAUUCUUGUUCUCUCAGCUGUAUUAAAUUUGAUAUUUGUUUACCAUAAAAUAAAACUUGCAUAAAGUAUUCCACAGGUGUGACGUCUGGCACAUCAUAUUUCUCAGAGGCUGUUAAAAAUACUUGAGGUUCAUAUUAUAGGAUUUGUAUAUAGAAAUUACCUUUCAGCUUGUGGUAGCACUUAAACGUUGUUAUUCUCAGAUGCUAUUUAUUUAAGGUAUGUGUUUUAUACUGAAUGUUUGUAAAGUGUUUGCUAAAGUUCAAAUCAUUUUAAAUUGCUGCUUUCACUCUUCCAGAUUAUUAAUAAUAAAGUCAAAAUUGUUUCUGAAAUA
This is a messenger RNA of Lepisosteus oculatus (spotted gar), 1718 nucleotides long. Its product is annotated as C-X-C chemokine receptor type 4. NCBI's taxonomy places the organism in Eukaryota, Metazoa, Chordata, Actinopteri, Semionotiformes, Lepisosteidae. Gene Ontology annotation, molecular function: C-C chemokine receptor activity; C-C chemokine binding. The record is from RefSeq and is a predicted model, not a curated record. Gene Ontology annotation, cellular component: external side of plasma membrane; membrane. Gene Ontology annotation, biological process: immune response; calcium-mediated signaling; positive regulation of cytosolic calcium ion concentration.